Pan troglodytes (chimpanzee) is the source of this 12178-nucleotide messenger RNA. It is a transcript of the gene SV2B, whose product is annotated as synaptic vesicle glycoprotein 2B. Gene Ontology annotation, biological process: transmembrane transport; chemical synaptic transmission. Gene Ontology annotation, cellular component: synaptic vesicle membrane; neuron projection. The transcript is spliced from 14 exons. Gene Ontology annotation, molecular function: transmembrane transporter activity. NCBI's taxonomy places the organism in Eukaryota, Metazoa, Chordata, Mammalia, Primates, Hominidae. Bases 1360 to 3411 code for a protein of 683 amino acids. The record is from RefSeq and is a predicted model, not a curated record.
UUGUCAGAGAUGGGAUUAGUCCUUGGGGAUGCAGAGAUGAUGAUAACAAUGUCCUGGCUCCCUGAGGUUCACACCUGGUAGGGGGAGAAGCACUCGUAAUCAGGAGGUGGAUAAGUUCAUGAUGGUGUUGGAAAAGAGCAGUGAGAGCAGAGAGGAGGAGGAAAUUGAUAGUGGCAGUGAUUAGUAUAAAAAUGAAGCCCUCAUGGAUUAGGCAUGGCGUGGAUUUCAGCAGGGACUGGGUCGCUCUCUUGGUUCUUCGGUCCGGGAGUGACCCACAUGACUCUCCCACACCAUUGCCAUCACUGCCACUGGGUGGGCAGAGCUUUACAAGUCUCGGCUGGGCUGGUAUUUGCAGUACGUGACUAGACCCCAGUAGACACAGGCUGACACCCAGAGAGGAGCACACGCAAUACAAGUCAGACUUUUAAUUUUUUCCUUUUUUAAUGAAUGGUUUUCCUGAAUUCCAGGACUAUGAAGGUUUUGAAGCAACACUUCACAAAGGCAGGGACUCUGGAAAAUUCUGAGGGAGUUUCAGAGCAGAUGAACUUCUGUCUGCUUCUCCCUGGGUCCCCGACCUAUCUGUUCUUGUCCCAGCCCAGUUCGAAAGGAAAACUCUCCCUUGAUUUUCCCUAAAUGGGUGGAAUAAGGGAAAACUAAAGCUGUUACUACCAGUCUUUUCUGGGAGAUGAAAAUCCAAUCUCAAGGAUGUUUCUUCCCGGACCAAAGCUGUGAUGGGUGAAGAAAAAUGAUAGAAUGAAAAGCUCUUGUGUUAUGUAUUUGCCAGAGAUGUGUGUUACAUGCGCCUACAUCAUCAUUAAGGUAUUUGAAAAGCAGCGUGCACUACAAGAAGCAUGAGCGUGGAUGCUCAAACAGACCUAGGUCCUAAGACUCUCAGUCCAGAGAGGGCCCUGCCCCACACCCAGAAGGAAGGAAUGCUGCCCAGAGAUGACCAGAGGAAUCUAUACAGAGCAUAACCUUCGGUGGCAGGACAAAUCAGGCCAGCACGCAGUCUGCCAAGUCCUGCUCGCUCCCUGUCAAGAAAAACAGCUGGAUCCAUUUCUAAUCAACACUUUCCAACACAACACUUCUGAGUCUCUGAAGGAGACCAGAGCUUGAAACUUUCCAGACUUCCAACAGACAUCGAGUGCAAAAGGAUAUUUAGGUUGUCUUUGCACAAAUCUGGUUGAUUUGAGAGAUAAAGGGGGGAGAAAACGAGUGUGACUUUCACCUAAGAAGUCACAUGAACAUAUUUCACAUUUGAACUACAUAAUGAAUGAUGGUUAUUGAAAUAGCCCAAACCUCUACCACAGAGCGAGGGAUAUAGCUCAAAAGGCAACCAGGCAGUCACAGAACCAAGGAAUGGAUGACUACAAGUAUCAGGACAAUUAUGGGGGCUAUGCUGCCAGUGAUGCCUAUUACCGUGGCAAUGAGUCCAACCCAGAAGAAGAUGCACAGAGUGAUGUCACCGAAGGCCAUGAUGAGGAAGACGAGAUCUAUGAGGGCGAGUACCAGGGUAUCCCUCACCCAGAUGAUGUCAAGGCCAAGCAGGCCAAGAUGGCGCCCUCCAGAAUGGACAGCCUUCGGGGCCAGACAGACCUGAUGGCUGAGAGGCUGGAAGAUGAGGAGCAGUUGGCCCACCAGUACGAGACCAUCAUGGAUGAGUGUGGCCAUGGCCGCUUCCAGUGGAUCCUCUUUUUCGUCUUGGGUUUGGCCCUGAUGGCCGAUGGGGUGGAAGUGUUCGUGGUGAGUUUUGCCCUGCCCAGUGCAGAGAAGGACAUGUGUCUGUCCAGUUCCAAAAAAGGAAUGCUAGGGAUGAUAGUCUACUUGGGAAUGAUGGCGGGCGCCUUCAUCCUGGGAGGCCUGGCUGAUAAGCUGGGAAGGAAGCGAGUCCUCAGCAUGUCUCUGGCCGUCAAUGCCUCCUUCGCCUCCCUCUCUUCCUUCGUGCAGGGAUAUGGAGCCUUCCUCUUCUGCCGACUCAUCUCAGGCAUCGGUAUUGGGGGUGCUCUACCGAUUGUUUUUGCCUAUUUUUCUGAAUUCUUGUCUCGGGAGAAGCGAGGAGAACACCUCAGUUGGCUGGGCAUCUUCUGGAUGACUGGGGGCCUGUACGCAUCUGCCAUGGCCUGGAGCAUCAUCCCACACUAUGGCUGGGGCUUCAGCAUGGGGACCAAUUACCACUUCCAUAGCUGGAGAGUGUUUGUCAUCGUCUGUGCUCUGCCCUGCACCGUGUCCAUGGUGGCCCUGAAGUUCAUGCCAGAGAGCCCAAGGUUUCUGCUAGAGAUGGGCAAACAUGAUGAAGCCUGGAUGAUUCUCAAGCAAGUCCAUGACACCAACAUGAGAGCUAAGGGGACCCCAGAGAAAGUGUUCACGGUUUCCAACAUCAAAACUCCCAAGCAAAUGGAUGAAUUCAUUGAGAUCCAAAGUUCAACAGGAACCUGGUACCAGCGCUGGCUGGUCAGAUUCAAGACCAUUUUCAAGCAGGUCUGGGAUAAUGCCCUGUACUGUGUGAUGGGGCCCUACAGAAUGAAUACACUGAUUCUGGCCGUGGUUUGGUUUGCCAUGGCAUUAAGUUACUAUGGACUGACAGUUUGGUUUCCUGAUAUGAUCCGCUAUUUUCAAGAUGAAGAAUACAAGUCUAAAAUGAAGGUAUUUUUUGGUGAGCAUGUGUACGGCGCCACAAUCAACUUCACGAUGGAAAAUCAGAUCCACCAACAUGGGAAACUUGUGAAUGAUAAGUUCACAAGAAUGUACUUUAAACAUGUACUCUUUGAGGACACAUUCUUUGACGAGUGCUAUUUUGAAGAUGUAACAUCAACAGAUACCUACUUCAAAAAUUGUACCAUUGAAUCAACCAUCUUUUACAACACAGACCUCUACGAGCAUAAGUUCAUCAACUGUCGGUUUAUCAACUCCACCUUCCUGGAGCAGAAGGAGGGCUGCCACAUGGACUUGGAGCAAGAUAAUGACUUCCUGAUUUACCUCGUCAGCUUCCUGGGCAGCCUGUCUGUCUUACCCGGGAACAUCAUUUCUGCCCUGCUCAUGGAUAGAAUUGGAAGGCUCAAGAUGAUUGGUGGCUCUAUGCUAAUCUCUGCAGUCUGCUGCUUCUUCCUGUUUUUUGGCAACAGUGAGUCUGCAAUGAUCGGCUGGCAGUGCCUGUUCUGUGGGACAAGCAUUGCAGCCUGGAAUGCUCUGGAUGUGAUCACAGUGGAGCUGUAUCCCACCAACCAGAGAGCAACAGCCUUCGGCAUUCUCAAUGGAUUAUGCAAAUUUGGCGCCAUCCUGGGAAACACCAUCUUUGCUUCUUUUGUUGGGAUAACCAAAGUGGUCCCCAUCCUUCUGGCUGCUGCUUCUCUGGUUGGGGGUGGCCUGAUUGCCCUUCGACUGCCAGAGACUCGAGAACAGGUCCUGAUGUGAACAACCUAUGGGAAAAGGAAAGGUCGAGAGAAUCUUGUCCAGGACCCUGAAAUGCAUCCACACUUCCUGCCUAUCACGGUCCGGAGGACACCUUGGAUAGCACGGGAGGAGAAGUUGACUUUGUGCCCCCUAGUUUAGGACCCACUUCAGCUGUCAAUAUGUUUGUAACUCAGGUGACUGAUUUGGGGGUGCCCUGAGCCACCCUUAGAAUCACAGAGCUGCGUGUUUAACUUCAGGUCUUCCCAGUCCAAGGCAGGGAGAGGAUUCUCCAGUGAGUGCACACACUAUGCGAGGAGCAAGCAUUUCUCUAAGUCAAGUGCAAGGACUUAACUUGCAUUUCAAAAGGAAUUAGAGGGUCAGAAACACCCAAGCUCCUCCAGAAAGCUCCUUGGAGCCCAACAACUUAACAAAUCAACUUGGCUGGAAGUUAGAGUCAUUAUAUGAAGAUUGGGCUUGAAGUACAGGAUACAUAUAUUUUUGCAUUUAAAAGUAUCACCUAUCAUAUUUUCCACUCGAAAAUUGACAUAGUAGCAUUGAGGAUACUCUGAUCUAGAAAGCCAAGUAUUUGAGCAACAUCUAUAGAGAUCUACUUUUCUCCUAUGUCUCCUAGGCUUUCCAUGAUAAUUAGGUAAUACAUUUAAGAAGGAUAUUUAUUUCUGUUUUGCUCUAUUCAAAGAAACGGAAUGGGAUAUUUAUUCUGUAAACUAAGUUUGUAUAUAACUUUAUUUGGGUUUAAUUUCCACAACUGGUAUCUGCAAAUAUUGCCAGCAUUUUAGCCAUAUUUUGGGAGAACUUGGUGUUUGAGGUCCCAGGAAAUGAGGUCUGAUCAAAUGAAAUGCAAGCACAAUUUCUUACAGCCAUUUAACUUUCUGUUGGGAAGAUGAAUUAACAAACUCACAUUGUGCAGUCCGCUUAAUCCAGGCACUUUUCUUUGUGCAGGUGUAGUGAGUAGUUACUUCUCUCCCUUACACAGAUGACUUGUGAAACUCAAGCUCACCAUCUUCAGUGCUGGCAUUUUACUUUGCCACUACCCAAAAACAACGUGAGAUGUGUUCAGUGGCCUCUGGUACUCUUUGCAGGCAAGAAUCAAACAACAUGGAGACUGAGGGAGGGAUGGGGAAGUGUAGCCACAGUUCUUCCAAAUGUAAAUACUUUUUGUUUGUUCUAGUGGUAAAAUGCAAAUGCAAUCCAUAUUUGUUAGGAUGGUCAGGUCUCAUGAGAAAUCUAUGCUAUGUGUCCAGAGCUUUUGAAACAGAGUCCAUUGGAGUGGGAGUUAGGGAGUGUAGUGGAUGCCAAAUAUGUUUUUCUUCAGUGCUUAAGAGAACUGUUUGCUGAAGUCCAGCUUUGAACAUAAACAGGGGUGUGGGUUGGGGGAGGAGCUUAGGACAAACCUCUCUGAUGAAGGUCAGCAAUAGACUGAAGUCUUGACUGCAUGGAAGAGGAAAAACAUCAGAACUGUCUGACAAUGGAGGGGACAGUGAGCUACGCACAACUGCCAGCGGAGGUGAACUUGCACCUGCCCAGGCCGGAUGAACAUCAGCCUGCAAGAACUAGUUGUUUGAGUUGAUUUGCAGUGCUCUCAAUGGGCAAGUGCCACAUUUUCCCUGGCAGAGAUCUCCAAAAAUUUCAAACAGAAUAAUAAUGGCUGUGUCGAGUGUUUUCUCAGUAUUGGAGAAAUGCUUAGGUCCUAUGACAGCUUCGGGACAUCUUUCUGUAAUUUUCCUCAAUUAACGGGUUGGUAGGGGUAAAUCUUAUGACACCUUUCCACCGUCGAUUUGAGAUCAGUUUUAAUGGUUAAAAUGUUUACUCUCCUUCUGUCAACCCUCACCUUUUUAUUGACACCCCUCCCUUUUUUUCUGUACAGGGAGAGAAGACAUAUCGACUCUGACUGGACACCCUGAUUCCUCCAAAUAUAUAUACCACUGUGUAUUAAUCUUUCUCUCAGUGUUUUAUAGGAGUACUAACAUAUUGCUCUGUCAAUAAUGAAAGGCUCGAUGUAAUAUAGCUUAAUUUACUUUCCAUAUGAAUACAGUGGCUAGGUUCAUAAAAGAGAAUUGUGUGAGUCUGGGAUUACCACAUCUAAAACAUUAUUCUUUAAUGCGAUAAUACAAUUCAUUGAGCAGCUACCACUUAAAACAUUUGCAGGACAGUUAGAGCCUGCAUUUCUAGUUAAGAUGGACCUUGUAAAUUUAAAAUUGGAUUAACUUUUGAGUGCUGGGGUGGCUGCAAUAAUUUGGGGGCUAACUCUAUUUGGUUUCCAAGAUCUCACUUCUGCAUCAUCUUUAUCGCUCUUUAAACCAGCCACCUAGCCAAUCAAGGGCAAUUCCCAUCUCAUCCAUCACUCAGGUCUUUGUAAAGGGUGCAGCCAAGCUCUGCAGACUUUUCUCAUGAAGGAAUGUCUAGCCUGAGUACCUGGCUACUUCUUAAAUGCUGUCACUCCUGCUGAGAUAAAUGCGUCUUUAAAAAUAGUCUCUGUGGCAGGUCACUGGGGGACAAUGUACAGCAUUCUGGCCAUCCACUUCUUUUUCACUUCAUGUUCUACCCCAAGAGACUCCCGAUGUCGGCUGUGGAGGGUUAAAGGGAUGAGGCUUUCCUUUGUUUAGCAAAUCUGUUCACAGUUCUUGAUGAUGUAUUUUAUGAUGCCCAGCUUGGAAAUAGUUGCUUUCCAUAGUCUCAACUGUAUUGUGUCAUCUCCUGAUGCUGAUUUUUGAUCUUUUGUUUUAUUAAAAAUAAUUAGUGAAAGAGGUGUGCCUAUCUGUGAAGUUUGUAGUACAUUAUGCUGAGGUCAUGUAACAAGUAAACCCCAACCCAGCAUUCCCUCCUACCUUGUGUUAGUUCAUUAAAACUAAAUAAUAAAAAUAACUGUAAGAAAACCUUAAGAACUGGGGUUAGAGAUUAUUUUCAGGCACUAAGGUCUCUUCUGUAUUCCUAAAUUGACUGAAUCAGCUGGGAGAAACAUCGAGAAUCGCUUCCUUCAACUUUUAUUUUGCAACAUGGGGACCUUGAGAGGUUAGACGAUGUGGCCCAGGUUACAUGUCAUGUGAGGAGUGGGUGAGAAGACCUAAGGUGAUGCUCUCAUGACAGUUCUGGGGAAGCCUGCAGUUUGGGGAAUGGGACAAUGUGACAAAUACUCGCCAUUCCCUGAGACCAUUCAUUGACUAUUCCCUUGAUGGCUUUACUAGAAUGAGAGGAAGCAUCAGUUUAAACAUAAAAAGAUUAGUAUUUAUCCAUCCAUUUAUUCAUUCAGCAAAUCCUUAUUGAGCCCUGACCAUGAGCCAGUCUCUGUGCCAAGCCCUGGGGACACAGUGAUGAAAAAACUGGCCACAGUUUCUGCCUCCUGCCUCAUUCCACUUGCAGUGAGUGGAUAUUAAAUUGGCCAUAAACACCGAGUACGAUGACCUUACAAUCCGCAAAAUGCACCUUUCAUGUGUAAAAGGAUUGCUACUACUUUACUUGUCAGCUGUGGAUUUCCAAAUGUGGUGGCUCCCUCUUAUUUUUUUUUUCUUUGAGGAGUGUACCAAUUUUUUAUCUUUAUAAACCAGGUAAGGGAAAUGAUGCACUUGCCCAUUUUCUACAGACCUAAUCGAUUUUUACCUAAUCAGUUUUACAGAAAGGGUUACAUGGAAGAAGAGAUAGGGGCCAGGAAUGCAAGAGGGACAUUGGUGAGUGGGGUAAGAAUCCCCGUAGCCCUGGGAAAGGUGUCUCCACUUCCACAUCUGGCUUUUCUAGGGGGCAUCUGUGCUAACUGACCUGGGAUUAUGUUGGAUGGCAUAUGACUGCAAAUUCAAAGAAACCGAUUUAUAAUAAGUUUAUAGUAAGUUAAAGGUUUGUUUUACUCUCAUGUGAAGGGAAUCUGGAGGAAGGAAAGCCAGGGCUGGAGUGGCUGCCUUUGAUCAUGGGAGCACACUCCUUCUGCCUGAUCAUUGGGAGCACACUCCUUCUGCCUGAUCAUUGGGAGCACACUCCUUCUGCCUGAUCAUUGGGAGCACACUCCUUCUGCCUGAUCAUUGGGAGCACACUCCUUCUGCCUGAUCAUUGGGAGCACACUGCUUCUGCCUGAUCAUUGGGCGCACACUCCUUCUGCCUGAUCGUUGGGAGCACACUCCUUCUGCCUGAUCGUUGGGAGCAUGCUCCUUCUGCCUGAUUGUUGGGAGCAUGCUCCUUCUGCCUGAUUGUUGGGAGCACACUCCUGCCUGAUCAUGGGCGCACGCUCCUUCUGCCUGAUCAUUGGGCGCACGCUCCUUCUGCCUGAUCAUUGGGCGCACACUCCUUCUGCCUGAUCAUGGGAGCACACUCCUUCUGCCUGAUCAUGGGAGCACACUCCUUCUGCCUGAUCGUUGGGAGCACACUCUUUCUGCCUGAUCGUUGGGAGCACACUCCUUCUGCCUGAUCAUUGGGAGCACACUCCUUCUGCCUGAUCAUGGGCACACUCUCCUUCUGCCUGAUCAUGGGCACAUGCUCCUUCUGCCCGAUCGUUGGGAGCACGCUCCUUCUGCCCGAUCGUUGGGAGCACGCUCAUUCUGCCUGAUCGUUGGGAGCAUGCUCCUUCUGCCUGAUCGUUGGGCGCACGCUCCUUCUGCCUGAUCGUUGGGCGCACGCUCCUUCUGCCUUCAGACUCCUUGAUUUUUAGUGCAGUUUCCAUCACUGAGGCUGCCUCAUGGGCUGAGAUGGCUGUUGAAGCACUGAUCCUCGCAUCCACAAUUCAGGCAGGAAGCAGAAGGAAGGGCAAUGGGCAAAGGGGCUGUGCCUUGCAGCCGAGCCAGCCUCCCUUUGCUGCAGAGGAGGCAGGGAAAUGCGGUAUUUACUGGGAACAUUGCCGCCCCUCCUCCAAAUUGAGGGUCUUGGCUCAAAGGACAAAAGCCAGAAAGGAUAGGUGGAUCAGUGCUUCUUAAACUUUUGCGUGCAUCAGAAUCACCCAGAAAGAUGUUAAAACUCACUCUUCAAGGCCCCAUCCCCAGAGAUUCGGAUUCUGGGGAUUUGGAAUCUGGGGUGGAGUCUGAAGAAUCUGCAUUUUUUAACAAACUCCCAGGUGACAUAGAUGGCGUCAAUUCUCAAGCAAUAUUUUGAGUAGCACUGACACUCUUCCAAUAGGUGGUACUUUGACUUGUCAGGGAAGUUCUAUUGCUCUGAUAACUUAAAACCAACCCAACCAGAAGCUCACAAAAACUAGCAGCCUGUGAAAAAUGAUCACCAUUUUCCUAGAGCUCCGAGACAACUAGUGGUAGUGCAACAGUAACCCAAAAAUGUCAAUGAAAAUAUUUCCUUCCCCAGAAACUGCUUGGUUUCACUCAGGUCCUGUCCUUAUGGGCCUGUGUCUGGUUGCAGGGCUUGACGUAUUUCGGAAGCUCAGCAGAGGUUGAACCCUUUCCCCUGGGGGUUGGUGAUCUUUGUUUUGGCCAUUUCCACCUGGUGAAGAUUUUCAUAGACAAAUAUGCUUGUGGCAUCCUGUAAUUCAUUGUGCCUUAUGAGGGACCUCUGAUUCUAUAAGCUUCCCCCUAGCUAGGGAUGCACGGGGGUGAUCAAGACAUGACUAGAUGUGAACCUGACCUGCUGACAGUCCACCUGAACUUGCCUGGAAAUGUCUCUCGAAAAGGAUGAAAAGCCUCCUCCUUUAGACAAGGAAGACAGAGUGGGGUAAAUUUCUCUACAUAGAUCUCAUUCGAAAACAAAUUUACAGAAUGCAGAAUGGCUACUGUGUGUCUUGUGCUAUGCUAGGUCUCUCUCUCUCUAAGUGGACUCUCACCCUGUCCAAAACAUUGUGCUUUUGCAUGUAGCUGUGUCACAUUUAGGCCCAGCUCUAAGAACCGUUUGGAAAUAAAUCACAUAGAGCCUUUGAUUGUGAGGCAGGCUUAAAGUACAUUUUGUUUGAUUUGCAGAGGCAUGGUGAGGAAUUUAUAUGCAUGGCUGUUGUGGCAGCAGCGAGAUUUCCAAAAAGAUGAAUGAUGAAAUGAAACAGACUGAAGCUAUCUCACAAAUGUUAAAUGGAGAAAUAAAAGUUGUUGUAGUCAUUGCUAAUUACAGAAUGAGCAAGAGAUUUAUUUAGCAGGACCAUACUAGGCCCCUAGAAGGUUCAGUUUAUGAGCUGGAGCACAAGGAUUUACUGUCAUUUCACCUGAAAACACACAUUUAGCUGUCCAUUUACCUUUAAUCCUACAGGCUUAAAAUACUUUAAAAUUUCAGAGACCAUUAAUAUGUAUUCCUUUAGGAAGCAAAGGUCUUUCAGAAGCUGUCCUCUACCAAAGUUAAUGUGGUCACCACAUUUGAUGAUUUUGCUAGGUAGGGAGGUUUAUUUAAUCACAGCUACUGUCACUCAGGAGGAUGAGUCAUUUAAAAACGGUGGCCCUGUCCUCCACUUCUUACCUACCAUAUAUAAUCUCAGUAAUUCAGAUUUCUCUAAAUCAGCAUUAGUGAUCAUUUCAAUAGGGUAUGAACAAAAGGCCUAUAAAAAUAGCUUUCCAGUUCGCCACCAAAAAUGCAAAAAUGACAAGUAUGUGAGGUAACGCAUGAGCUAAAUAGCUUGAUUUAGUCACUCUAAAAUGUGGGUGUGUAUAUAUACAUACAUAUAUAUACACACACACAUUAUGUUAUACACCAUAAAUAUAUAGAAAUUUUACUUGUCAAUUAAAACUAUAAAUAAAGUGGCUUUCCAGAAAAAUUAGAUAUUGGACUCUAUCACAAAGGAAUUGCAUAAAAAUACUUACAAACAUAACUAUAAGCAAUUGAUGAGCAAAUUACAAAUGACUGUUUUUUAUUAAAACAUUCCUCCAAAAGAACGGCAAAGCAAAUUCCAUAGACACCCAAAAUACUGAAAGUGACAAAACAAUACUUCUUUAAAAUGUAUUUUAUGAUCUAUUUAUUGAUAUUCUAAUGGUUUUAAGAAGGAUAAUUUUCCAAAACCUAAAUGCUACACAUUUUACAGUGGAAAUAUCAACCUUAUCAUGAGCUAAAGAUUUGCAAUCAGAACAUUGGUAGAGUGCAUUGCUGAGUUAUAACAAGUGUCUCAGGACGAGGAUAUUUGGUAGGUAUCCUUAAAUAUAUAGACGCUUACCAGUAGGUUUAAUAGAAGAUUUCUGAAAGGUAGCCCAACUUUUUAUUUCAUUAUUUUUAUUUUUAUUUUUUUGAGACAGAGUCUCACUCUGUCAUCUAGGCUGGAGUGCAGUGGUGCAAUCUUGGCUUGCUGCAAUCUCCAGCUCCCAGGUUCAAGCGAUUCUCCCACCUCAGCCUCCCAAGUAGCUGGGAUUACAGGCAUGCGCCACCAUGCCUGGCUAAUUUUUGUAUUUUUAGUAGAGACGGGGUUUCGCCAUGUUGGCCAGGCUCGUCUCGAACUCCUGGCCUUAAGUGAUCUGCCCGCCUCAGCCUCCCAAAGUGCUGGGAUUACAAAUGUGAGCCACUAUGCCUGGUCCCAACUUCUUAAAAUUAAAUUUUGGGGAAGUUCAUGGAGAUAUUUUUGACAUGUAAAAAUAGAAAAAAAACCAUCCAUAGUGUGUGCAUAUAUACACACAAGUUUUGGUUUAAUAUACUUGCCGUGCACUAGUCAGUUUCGAUUCAGGUUACAUAAGGGAUAAAAUAUAAAAAGACAUUUUAAAGUUUGAAAUAUGUGCUAAGUACUUAGAGAUUUGGCAGUUUUGCCACAUUUCAAAUGGGCCAAACAUUAAAAUAACUUAUCCAUGAAUUUCAGGUUUCAAGGAAGGAGGAAUAUCUGACUAUUUUUGUGUGUGUGUGAGAUUUGGUUUCCGCUUUUUGGUCCAUCUGAAUCCUGGAAGUCCCCAACUCUACCAGACCAAAAGGGUGUCUCUAUUUUUUGUUGUUACUUCUCUGUUCUUGAUGUAAUGAGUGAAGUAGAUGAAGGAGAUUAAGGUGCAGGGAAGGGCUCUUAGAAGUUUAAUGUUUCAGCUUUCCAUAGUCAUUCAGACUUGUGAAUCUUCUUCCUCUUCUACUUCAAAGUAGCCAAAACUUGGAAAGUUCAAAUUAAUCUCUGGGCUCCAAAGAGCAAUUCUGAAGGAUUAACAGGUUUCAUUCUCUCCGGUGGGAGGUGGCCUAGACAGGUGCCGGUUUUGGGGAGAGGUGAGAGUACCCAGAUGUGGGUGACUAUUUCCUGUUCUUCCCUGAAAGUCAGGCCAGUGGUCUCGAAUCAUUCCCACAGCAACUGCUACAAAAGUGACUAUCUUAAUCCUUUGGCUAGAUGGGAUACUUCUUCUACCUUUUCAGAGCUGAGCUGUUGAGUAGUAAUGUCCGCUACAACAACACCCUCCCGGAAUGGUGGUUCCUAAGAGCAAAGUCAGUUAAUACAAUUUCUCCAGGUAUCCAGCUAUCUCCAGGUGUGCGGUCCUGUGAAGCACUCUAAGAACUGUAAAAAAUAUUUCAUAGGUAUAGAAGGCAUUUGUAAUACUGUUGGUUCAAAUGUGCUGACAUGUAGCCAGUAGAGGAAGAUGUUUCUUUGGAAGCCUGCCAUCUUUCUGUAACCCACCUUCAACCUGAGAUGAUUAAGAUUCAUUACAUUUCCCAGUCCCAUGUCAUAUUGACCAGUCCUGUGGUCCUAUGGCUAAGCGGAGGACACGGCCACAAGCUGUGAGUCAUGAAAAGGAGGGUGCAGGUGAUAGGCAAAGGGACCCAUUAGCCAGUUUACAAUGACUGGCAACUGACCAGAUAGAGCUUACCGUAUGUCCAUGUAGAGUUGCUCAUAUUAGUCUGUAAAUAAUUCUAUGCAUAGUGAAUGCAGCUUCUGAAUUAUUAAACCGAUGCUAUAAAUGUGAACUGACAAAACCCA